Acanthopagrus latus (yellowfin seabream) is the source of this 3003-nucleotide messenger RNA. Its product is annotated as ETS-related transcription factor Elf-1-like. Bases 123 to 1454 code for a protein of 443 amino acids. Gene Ontology annotation, molecular function: DNA-binding transcription factor activity, RNA polymerase II-specific; sequence-specific DNA binding. The transcript has 7 exons. The record is from RefSeq and is a predicted model, not a curated record. Gene Ontology annotation, biological process: cell differentiation; regulation of transcription by RNA polymerase II. Lineage: Eukaryota; Metazoa; Chordata; Actinopteri; Spariformes; Sparidae. Gene Ontology annotation, cellular component: nucleus.
CCCGCUUCUGUGUGGACACAAAAACACAGAGGACCUGUGGGCUUGUUGCUAGUCUUCAGAGGAAGGCUGUGAUGCUGUUUUCACCCAGUUAAAGUCGUGCGUGGGGUUUGGGAUAUUCAGCCAUGCUUCAGCAGUCGGAGCUCAUCUUCGACUUUGCCAGCGACCAUGUCAACAUGUCACAGUUGGGGGGUUACUCAGAUUACCCUGCAGUGAUUGUGGAGCAGGUUCCCCAUCCACACCUGCUCUCGUACACAGGUCUGGCGUGUGAACAGACACACACAGAGGGGGAUCACCAACAGCUGCUCAAAGUGGAACCAUGUGAGAGUGGAGAGGAGGAGACCAUGGAGACACUUGUUGCUGCUGACUCGCUUCUCAACAUGGACUGCCCUGACACCCUCUCUCUGGAGCAACACUACUCCCAGACCUUCUUACCAUCACUGGGUGAUGUCAUCACUACUCCUGUCACCCAGGUGACUGUGUCGGCAGAGGGGAUUGUGGGAGCGGUUGACCAGCCACAGUGGCACUCGUUGCACACAGAGAAGCCAGCAGCACAGCUGCAGUCCAAGAAGAGAGGGAGAAAACCUCGACACAGAAGGGCAGAGUCUCCCACACCGAAUAUUAUAGUGAAGAAGGACAAAUAUAACAAAGGAGGAAACACGCUGUACCUGUGGCAGUUCCUGAUGGAGUUGUUGCAGGACCGACAGGUCUGCCCCCGAUACAUUAAAUGGACCAAUGCCCAGGCAGGAAUCUUCAAGUUAGUCAACUCAAAAGCUGUGGCCAGACUCUGGGGCAAACACAAGAACAAGCCAGAUAUGAAUUACGAGACAAUGGGCAGAGCACUCAGGUACUACUACCAGAGAGGCAUCCUGAAUAAGGUUGAAGGACAGCGUCUCGUCUACCAGUUCACCUCUCUGCCUGCAGACAUGAUUUAUAUCACAGACGGAGAUGGCGCCAAAGAGGAAGACGAUUAUGACGACAACAGUGGCAAUGAUGCUGUGAGCGACUCUGAUGACAGCACAAUACCUUCCAGUGACCAGUCGGUGGAUGAGGAAGAUUUACACCCACCACAAAAGAAAUUCUCAUCGAGCUUGGUCCGACCCUCGCCCCCCCAGAGGACCAGGCCAGCUCCCAGGCCCUCGGGCCAGCGUGACACCGUCCUGCGACCUCCCAGCACCAGCUUGAUCCAGGAGCAGCAUUUGCCUAUCGUGUCUGCUGAGAUGCUGCGGACCCUACAGAACCUGCCGAAGGUCCAGUCCCUGCAGCCGGCAGGUCAUGCCUCGGUCUUCAAAACAGCUCAGCUGCUGGGGAGUCUGUGUGAGCGACAGGCUGCCGCCGAGGUUGCUGUAGACAGUAACGGUGGCCGGGAGACGCCCGAAGAGAUGUCACGGCCGGGACAGAAAACUUCACAAGUGGAGACUCCACAGCUGGUGUCCUUAACUAGCUCUGACCAAUAGAAAAGACCAAGGCUCAAACACACAUAUGCACACACACUCCACUGUCUCAGGACCAGUUACAGAGCUGCACUUAGCUGCUGCAAAACACACCAGGUCUACAUUUCUGUUAUGUGUAAGAGCGGCAGUAUUGUUCUAGGAUUAUUUUCAGAUUAUAUUAUGACUUGUCAACCAAAAUAAUUCUAGAUCAGUACUUCCUCCCCUGAUGUCUGAGUUAUCAGGAACCAAAGUCUCACAGCACUCAGCAGGUUACUUUUCUUAGAUGAGACAGACUUCACAAAGCUUGUGUCCCUUAUCUCAGCCUUCUGUCAAUCUCUGUAGCGAUAACGAUACAAGACACCAAAGACAGACAUGCACUGGAAUCUACGGCCUCUCUGCAACUUCUGCAGACACACCCUCUGCCUGCACUUCACCUCCAGCAUCAUGGAGCUAAAGAACUGAUCAGUACACUGUGCCCCCUUUCUCUACCUUUACUCUCGCGCUUUCCUUUCCUUUUUUUUUUUUUUUUUUACACUCACAUGCUGAAUCAUUCCUCUGCCUUAAAAAUGGCUUUGCACUAAUGUUUACCUCUGCUGUGUGUUUCUUCUCUAAGUGCCUCCUGCUCAUCCCGUCCCUGCAUUCUCUGCUCCUGGCAAUCAUGAGGUUAUUGAGGGAAAACAUUCCAUAUUAAUUAUUGUUGUUAUUAUUAUUAUUAUUUUUUAAGAUAACUGAGUUAUGUUUGUAUUGUGAAAUGUUGAAAAACAAGGGAUCACUGUUAUUUGUAGAAUAGUAAUUUAGCACUGCUGCUGUUUAGUUGAUGUACCUACACAGUGGACCUUCCUAAUGUUGACAAUCACCAAUGAAAUGGUCGAGUGGCCUUUUAUUUCACAACAUUUCCUCCUGUAGAGUCAUACUGCAACUAUUUAGUCUUUCUUCUCUGCACACAUUCUAUUUUAGUUGUUACACAUACUAUAUAAAUGCAUAUAUGGACCUCUAAAGCCUUGAUACGUGUAUGUGUUGUGAGAUAUAUACUGUGUGUCUGUGAAUAUGCUUGACUUUGUGCCUUGUUGCCAUUUUCUCCCUCAGGUUCAUGAAAAUUACUCUUACCGCACAGGCUGUAUACUCCGUGCAAGGACUAAAACAGCUGGCCCUUUAUGAUAAAGUAAUGCUAAGUUCAGUGUUUUCUCUUCAGUUGAGCUUAGUUUAGCCUCUCAAAGCCAGACCAUGAAGUUUCCCUCACUCCAAACGAAAACUGUGCUUGUAAGAUUUGUGCUAGCUUGGUUUAGGAAAUGCCUAUUACUGUGCCUUUGUCCCCAGGGAAGCCUAUGCAAAACUCUUUUCACUUUAUUACAGAGUGAACCAUUUUAUUUGGAAUCCCCUCACUUUGCCUUAUAUCGAGAUCUCUUGAUACUGUAAGUUUUAUUCAUGUGGAUUUGUAAGCUUGUAGCGGAGGGAGAGGUGGAUUUUCUGUUGCUUUUAUUUUUUUGGUGCGUUUGCUUCUGUGCAGUCCAGAGGUGUUGAAAAGAUAAUGGUCUAUUAUACGAAAUAAACGUAAUUUUAUCAUUGUCUUUCA